UCCCUCAUUUUUUAUUUUUGAGCUCGUUUACAGUUAAGAACAGUUUAAAUUAUACUGGGCCCAUUCUAGGAUGGGCCAAAUUCCCUUUUGUUUGAAUGAUCUUCAUCGUUCUAGACAUGUCUAUAAUCUAUCACCGGAGCGCCGCCGUGCCUAAAUCCCGGGCCGACGCUAGUUAAAGCACUUCUCUACGAAGACCGGUAUCUCUGCCGCCUCAAGAGUUAUCUGGUAGUAGAUAUGGAGCCUGAAGUGGUCGACGCGGAAAUGGUGUUGCCUACUCACAUGAGGUUUAAGAAGAUUCAGACGUAUGAUAAGUAUCCAAAAGGACAAGCCAGAGUCAGGUGGAAACAUCUCAAGCAGAUCAUUCCGGCUGAGAAUUACCAGAAUUAUCCUCCUGAGGAACCAAAUUAUGUUAACAUUGAAACACCACCAUCUAUGCAUCCAUGUAGAAGAAUCUGUGAUAUAACUGGAUAUGAGGCACCUUAUGUUGAUCCAAGAACCAAGCUUCGGUAUGCCAAUGCGGAAGUAUUCAAGAUGAUUAGAUCUCUCCCGAACGACUAUGUCCAACGGUACUUGGCUCUCAGAAAUGCUGCGGUUGUCCUGAGGUAGCCAUGGAGGAGAUAUCAAGGAACUGGUGCUUAUAGGUAUUCAAUUAUGUUGUGGUUGCAUGUGAACAAUGAGACAUGGCCUCUGUUUGUCGACUUUGUUAGAAUUGUGGAAUGCUUGUUCGUAAUUAUCCAUCACCAUCAGAGAGAGGCUGUAAUGUUACCCUGUAUCGUGUAUGAUUCUAUACGUUAAUGUUCAUAUUUAUACUAUUUUUAUCCUUUUCA
Molecule: messenger RNA, 827 nt
Organism: Salvia miltiorrhiza (redroot sage)
Lineage: Eukaryota; Viridiplantae; Streptophyta; Magnoliopsida; Lamiales; Lamiaceae
Product: protein EIN6 ENHANCER-like
Exons: 4
Coding region: 235-606 (123 amino acids)
Biological process (GO): chromatin remodeling
Cellular component (GO): Ino80 complex
Source: RefSeq, a predicted model, not a curated record